AUGUUAUCGAUGGGUGCCUUGGAUGUCAUUGGUAGUGGCACCUUUGGACUGAUCCGCAAGGUGCGCCGCAAGUCGGAUGGCAUACUGUUCGCUCGAAAGGAGCUCAACUUUGAGCGUAUGAGUGAGAGAGAUCGGAAACAUAUCGUCUCUGAGGUAAAUAUCCUUCGCACACUUCAGCAUGACAAUGUCGUGCGCUACGAAGAGCGAUAUGUCGACACAGAAAACGGCAUCCUCUACAUCGUCAUGGAGCUCUGUGAAGGCGGUGAUCUUGGUGCAAUUAUUAAACGCUGCCGACGCACCAAGACGCACCUUCCGGAAGAUACUGUUUGGUCGUUCUUUGCGCAAAUGACCGCCGCAUUGGAAGCGUGCCAUUAUCGCACAUCCGUCCACGGCCCACCGGGUACCCGUGGCAUCUCGCAGGCCAUUCUGCACCGUGAUUUGAAGCCAGAGAAUGUUUUUCUUGACGCUGAUCAGAAUGUCAAGCUGGGCGAUUUUGGUCUGAGCAAGCAGAUUGCUUCCCAAGCUUUUGCAAAUACUUACGUCGGCACACCCUAUUACAUGAGUCCUGAACUGGCUACAGGACAGCCUUACGAUAUAAAGUCGGAUGUAUGGGCUUUAGGGUGUAUUGUCUAUGAACUUUGCGCCUUAUCGCCUCCAUUUGAUGCGGCCAACCAGGCAGAGCUUACGCGCAAAAUCAAGCAGGGCAUGAUCCCAUCUUUGCCACGACCCUACUCACGCGACUUGCAAGAAGCCGUGAAUGCGAUGCUGCAACUUGAUCAUCGACGCCGUCCCACAACUCGUCAACUGUUGCAGAUCAAGCAGGUGAAGAUGGCAUGCCGGACCCAUGAAGUCGCUCUUUUGCACAAGUCGGUCCAACGUGAGAAGGAACGUUUGCAGGCACAGGUGGAGAGUUUCACAGCACGGGAGGCCGCUCUUGCACAGCGAGAAAAGGAGCUAGAUGAGCGCUUUCAAGCCUUUGCGUUGUCGUCCGAUAACGAUGCACGUUUGCAAGCUUUGGACGAACGUGAAGUGGCUUUGCAUACGCGCGAAUUGGAGUUAUGCCGACGCGAAGAAGCAUGUACCUCGUAUCGUCAGGAGCUGCUUCAACAGUAUUGCAGUGAGAAAGCCCAGAUGGAAGAGGAACUGCAACGCCAACGUCGAGCUCUGCAAGAAAAGGAUACCUUGAUUGCGCAGUUGCGUGCCACACGCCAAGAAAGUCUUUCGCUGGGUCGAGUAUCGCAUCGUGGCAAACCGCGUCGCUCUUCUUUUUUGCCUACCAAGGGAUUGGAAGGGGAAGAACUGCUUCGGUCUCGCAUAGAAGAAGGUGCAUUGUCAUUGCAGUCGCCUGCUUCGCGGACCAUGCCCACGGCGACAGAAGAGGAAUGGGUCGACGAUGAAGAACCAGCACGUACGUCGGCCGCUGUGAUGACUACGACCGCUGUUCCUUCGGCAUUGGCGCGUUUGCGUCGUGCUGAGGCAGACGUGUCCGACUGCUCGAUGAAAGAUGCCUCGUGUAUGUGGCGCGAAGCUUUGCCCUGGCGUCCCUCUGUGAUACCCACGCCACGCAAGUCAAGAGCCACAUCUUUCGGUGCUACGUCACAGGCGAAGAGUACGACAUCUGGCCUUCCUUCUUCGCGCACAGUACCACAGGAUUUGAAUGCGUUGCCGCAGGAUCCACAGUGGCUUCUUGUCGACGAAGAGGAACGACCCUCGCCCUUCCUCAAGCGAGUGGUCCGUAUCCCACUCGAGUCUCUCAAAUCCGACGCACAAGAAGAUACAGGCGGCGAGGAUGUCCAACUGGCGCCUGGUCCUGUCAAGCCACGCGGUGUUCCUGCUCGUAUGGCCAACCUCGAGGCGGAUCAAGAAAAUGCCGCUGCUCGUCGUCGCUCUUUCCUGGAGCAGCGCCGACGUCGGUCUUCCCUUCUGCGACCAACAGAUGCGCGUCCUGCUCUCAGCUCCGGUAUCCCACGUACCGACGUAUCGCGUACGCGGCUCUCUGCCCUGCCCUCGAGUCCUGCUCGUACAGUGCGCCCGUUUACUGCUGCGACGCGCGCACGGUAA
Molecule: messenger RNA, 2061 nt
Organism: Malassezia pachydermatis
Lineage: Eukaryota; Fungi; Basidiomycota; Malasseziomycetes; Malasseziales; Malasseziaceae
Product: kinase-like protein
Exons: 2
Coding region: 1-2061 (686 amino acids)
Biological process (GO): protein phosphorylation
Molecular function (GO): protein kinase activity; ATP binding
Source: RefSeq, a predicted model, not a curated record